Molecule: messenger RNA, 883 nt
Organism: Phytophthora nicotianae INRA-310
Lineage: Eukaryota; Oomycota; Peronosporomycetes; Peronosporales; Peronosporaceae
Exons: 4
Coding region: 4-666 (220 amino acids)
Source: RefSeq, a predicted model, not a curated record
AUUAUGCUGAUUAAAUCAGAGAAGAACCCUGUAAUGUCUCCAUCCGUCCUCCGUUCGCUGCUUGUGCUGCUCUCGCUGCUGAUCACCGCGAGUGCGGGUGAAAUCUAUAGCGCUGAGACGACGUCGCUUGUCCCCGACGAGGUGGACAGCGGGCCGUUCGCUAAGCUCCACGCUAAACACGCUCGCAUGCUCGUGCACGAGAAUGUAUGGGCGAUCAUGGCCACCACGUCCGUCACGUUCGGAGGAUCAGCGUUCGCAAAUGUCGUUUCCUACAGUGAUGGUGUUGGGCUAGCCAAGGAGGACGCAACUGGAACAUUGUUCUUCUACCUGUCAGCCGAUGACUUCACAGCGAUGGACUUGAAGGCGAAUCCGAACGCGACCGUGGCACUGUCAAAAGCCCAAGGGGGAGCGAAAUCUUGCCUCAUGGACGCCGAAGACCCAACGUGCUGGCGACUCUCGAUGACAGGGAGAGUUGUUCCAGUUAAGGAGAACCAACGGAACUACGCCGAGCGUGCUGUCUUCUCCAAACACCCGCAGAUGAAACACUGGCCGAAGCGCCAUGACUUUAGCUUCUACGUGAUGGAGAUCGAGCACAUUGUGUUCUUGGACUUCUAUGGCCCUGCACAGCACAUCCCAGUCGGUGACUACUACAAGAUCAAGCUGUAAAUCAGAGAGGUAUUGUCGACAUUCACAGCUGCACUCAAGAAAUUUACUACUGCACUAGGGUAACGUCAUUUGAUAAGACAACUGGAUAUCGCGAUCCCAGACGCCGCUUAGUCUACGUUUUGUAGACCAAUACAAUGUACUGUUGUCAAAUCACGCGACGAAAGAAGAAUGAAAAGCAUUUUUAAGAUCAUAGGAUGGAUACAGUGUGCUGCUCUGA